This is a messenger RNA of Danaus chrysippus (African queen), 432 nucleotides long. Lineage: Eukaryota; Metazoa; Arthropoda; Insecta; Lepidoptera; Nymphalidae. The record is from the annotation of a GenBank genome assembly.
AUGGAACAUGUUCCGGAAGAUGGGAAUUUGGGCCACAACGAUCCAGAUUUCCCCAUACAUCUUGUGAAGGCAGUAAACAAGAAACAAGCCCCCCCAUGCUGGUUGGGACCCCGGCGCACACGAACCCCAAUUGUAAACCGCCAAACUCAUAGCAUCACGGUAGGAGACGCCCGUGGGGGGUUGCUAGACCCCCCCUCCGCGGGGGAGGUACCUUCCAAAGAGAAAGAACCUAGAACAAAGAGGCGAGAGAUAGAAACGAAAAAAAAACUACAAGAAGAAGAAUACGAAUCUCAGGAGGAGGAACUCGCUUCCCCCAAUACAUAUAUAGAGUUGAAACGAAAAGUAACAGCGGACCGGGAAGGCCAAAAGUUACGUGCUGCUUGUCCCACCCCCCCAGAAGGGAUAGAGGAACUCCAACCCCGCUCUGGAUGA